GGUCAGCUGACCGUCGGUCGGUCUGCUGACUGUCGCCUCGCUGACGCCCGGGCGGAGACCGGGACCGAGUGUGGGACCGAGUCUGGCCUCCGAGCGGCUGUUUCUGGAGCUCUCCCUUCCCCCCCGAGGGCCCUGCUACCCGGGCGGGAGUGAAGCGUGGCCGGUGUGAACCCGGCCCUUGCUGCCUGCGAGGGAGGCGGCUGUGCGAGGCGGCCAUGGCCCCGCUGGACGUCGCCAUGCAGGGCCUGGCCGUGUUCGGCCUCAUCCUCUUCAUCGUGCUGUGGCUCAUGCACUUCAUGUCCAUCAUCUACGUGCGUCUUCAUCUCCAUAAGAAGAGGUCGGAGGUUAAGCAGCCAUUCGCACACUUAGCAGGUGUUUCCCUGCUGAAGCCUCUGAAGGGUGUCGACCCAAACCUGAUCUCCAACCUGGAAACUUUCUUCACCCUGGAUUACCCCAAGUACGAGAUCCUUCUGUGCGUUCAGGACCAGGACGAUCAAGCCGUUGACGUCUGUAAGAAGUUGUUGGGGAAAUACCCAAACGUGGACGCCAGGUUGUUCAUAGGGGGGAAGAAGGUUGGAAUCAACCCCAAGAUCAACAACCUCAUGCCCGGUUAUGAGGGAGCCAAGUAUGGGCUGGUAUGGAUCUGUGACAGCGGCAUCAGAGUGAAACCCGACACCCUUACAGAUCUGACCAAUCAGAUGACGGAGAAGGUGGGCCUGGUCCAUGGACUGCCGUAUGUUGCAGACCGCCAAGGCUUUGCUGCCACAUUAGAGCAGGUUUACUUCGGGACGUCCCACCCUCGCUCCUACAUAUCAGCCAACGUGACAGGGAUCAAGUGCGUGACAGGGAUGUCGUGUCUGAUGAGGAAGGACGUGUUGGACCAGGCGGGGGGCUUGGUUGCCUUCGCUCAGUACAUUGCUGAGGAUUACUUCAUGGCUAAAGCCAUCGCCGACAGAGGCUGGAAGUUCUCCAUGGCAACACAGGUGGCGCUGCAGAACUCUGGCUCAUACUCCAUUGGUCAGUUCCAGUCGCGGAUGAUCAGGUGGACAAAAUUAAGGAUCAACAUGUUACCUGGCACUGUGCUGGAACCCGUCUCUGAGUGCUUUCUGGCGAGCCUCAUCAUCGGCUGGGCAGCUCAUUAUGUGUUCAGGUGGGACAUGAUGGUGUUCUUCAUGUGUCACUGUCUCGCCUGGUUCAUCGCAGACUACAUUCAGCUGACCGGCGUUCAGGGCGGUCCUCCGAGCUUCUCCAAGCUGGAUUUCGCCGUGGCCUGGUUCAUCCGUGAGUCCAUGGCGGUUCAGAUCUUCUUGUCAGCUCUGUGGGACCCCACCAUCAGCUGGAGGACUGGCCGCUACCGGCUACGCUGCGGCGGCACCGCCGAGGAAAUCCUGGAUGUGUAGUUGUCGUGGCGACGUGGUGACGGGCCACACUGUCAAUGUCAUAGGAUGGAGGAAGAAGUGGCGGCAAAAAGACUGACAUUGGUUUUUUUCACGAACUGAAGUGCGUGCGUGUGUAUCUGUGUGUGCAUGUUUGUCUGUGUGUGUGUUUUAAACUAUUUAUUUCUUUUGGUGCUAAAAAUAAACGCAGAGCGAGCCAAUGAGAGCGCAGGACCGACAAACAAAAUAGAACAAGGAGAAAAUGAGAGGGAGUGAUGUAUCGCACUGAAUAAUCUGCUGUGUAAUUUGAGCAGCUGGCAGUAAAGACGAUCAGCCAAUCAGGACAACGGCGAUGAGGCUGAAGUGGAAAUGCAGUUUUUGUGCAAAGCUCCAGACACCUGUUUCAUGUCCUGACAUGUGUGUCAUGUCAGGAAAUGAAUCUGAUUGAUCGGCUCAUUGAUCAGCAUCCCAGGAGGUUUCGGACGGACUGAGCACGCUCAGCUCAGUUUGUUGACCAGAAACCAAUAACUGCAGGUCGAUCAAUAAUUAAAAUGUGUCCAGCUCUUCCGUUGUUCAAACUGAGAUCGAAGUGAUACUCAGAAUAAAACUUGAAGUUAUUAAUAGGAAUAAUCUGAAUAGCAAACUGUCAUGUUUGGGUUUUUACCUGAUGCCCCAAUGUUUAAUCCAUCAGGUCUAUAUGAAAUAAAAAGGACUUGAUUUAGUUUAAAUAGCUCACAGCUGCAUUGACAUUUAUAAAAAAAAAAAAAGGUUUAAUGUGAUAAACCAACAUCUGAAAGAACUGUAUCCAUGAAUUAUUUAAAAAAAUCUGCUGGUACUCACGAUCAAAGGAGUUUAACUACAAUAAACCAGUUUGAUCACAAAUAAAAGACAAAGUUGUUGAGUUUUUGAUCGUUGAGAGCGCAGCGUUGUCGUGAUUCCAGUAUUCUGACGUUUAAUGGUCACAACAUUUCAGAAAAGGAAACUAGGACCAAAAAUGACAUUUCUCUGCAGUUCGUUGUGUAUUUGAACACUGACGUUGUGUGUGAGUGGAGUUGUGAGUGUGUGUGUGUGUGGGCGGGCACAUGUAGCUUCACUGUUAGCUGUUAGCUCCUAGCAUAGCCUUUCAGGGUUUGAGUGAUGACAUCACCUGCUUGUCGGACUGACCCUCGUUGCUAUCGUCCAAUCAGAUCAGUAGGAUUCUUGUUUGUACUGUCAUGUUGUUUUUUAAAUGAUAAAUAUCUGUAGUCUGAAAACUGACCAAUCGCAGCCAAGGAUUGUGUCAACAGAGGAACAAUAAAGUUUUAUGCUUUCAAUGC
Cololabis saira (Pacific saury) is the source of this 2692-nucleotide messenger RNA. It is a transcript of the gene ugcg, whose product is annotated as UDP-glucose ceramide glucosyltransferase. The record is from RefSeq and is a predicted model, not a curated record. Gene Ontology annotation, cellular component: membrane. Gene Ontology annotation, molecular function: ceramide glucosyltransferase activity. The coding region runs from base 216 to 1400 and encodes 394 amino acids. Gene Ontology annotation, biological process: glucosylceramide biosynthetic process. NCBI's taxonomy places the organism in Eukaryota, Metazoa, Chordata, Actinopteri, Beloniformes, Belonidae. The transcript has 10 exons.